GGUUAGAAGGGGUGGGGUGGAAGUCCGACUGGAAAGAGUCUGUCUACGUUUCUUUUUCGUGUUUACCGUCACAGUUUUCGGGAAGCGAGUCAUCCAGCGGUUUUUAAUGGCAGCUGUCAAGAUCCAGCGCCGACCAGCCAACUAUCGCGAGAAGACGGGGCAGUGCGAGAAGAACGGGCACAGGCAAGGCAUAGCAAUAUUCAUAUUUAGCAACAACAACAACAACCUUUACGAAAAUGAUUAUUCCGUUAUGUAGACUUAAAGAUUGAUGAAAUGUGUGCCAGUUUUACCAAAAGACACGGAUGAAAACACUGGACUGUGAUGUACAGGAUGUGGCCAAACUUCUCUGGAUGUAUGACAGACGGUGAAGCAGGAGCAGAACCCGUGAAUCCUACACAUCUGACCUCCUCUACCCAUCCUUUUACUGGCUAUCUGAAACCCAGAUUUUCUUGUUGAAACGAUAAAGUGUUUAAUUUCACAAAAUAAUGUAGCAAAAAGCGUAUCCUUGGAGAUAUUUGACCUCUUGUAACCCCAUCUCGCAUGGGUCCGGUGCAUUGUCUUUUUAACGCUUCAUUUUCGAUGGGGCUGAGCACAACACUUAAGUUCGCACUCAUUUGUAAAUUAUUAGACCAAUGUGCCGUAUUUGCCCCCAGUCAGUUACCCCAGCUGUGCAGCCACUUCAGGUUUCUGUUGUAUGUUUGAAGUGAUUUGAUACCAUCAAGUCAGUCAGCGCCCCUGGCCUUUCGGGAGAAUGAACGGCUCUCUUUUAACCCCGCCCAGCCCGCGGGCGGCAAACUCCUCUCCUUUACCUCCCUCACCCUCCCCAUCUCCGUCCCCUCCGUCUCCCUCUUUGCUGCCCCUGUCCCCCCGGCCACCCCCUCUACCACCUCUGGUGAGCCCUCCGCCCCAGGCUCACCCAUCCUCCCUGUCCGACACCCCCACACCGUCCCCCUCGCCUUGCCUGAGCUGGACCGAAUUCUGUGAGCUCCACGCCCGCGUUGCAGCUGGUGACUUUGCACGCCACUUUCGGGCUUUUCUCCUGGAAAACCCCCACUACUCCCCAGAUUCAGCAGCCGCCUUCUGCCGGCGCUUCACCGACCGGUUUGUUCGUCACUUCCAGAGCGAGCUGGAGGGGGCGCUCCCGCCCACCUGUGCUUCUAGGAGGGACGAUAUGGUGAGCUGGGCUCCCCAGUCAGAUGCUACUUCCCUUGAAGAGGAAGCGGUUUCCCCCCUGUCAGCGUCUGGGGGAGCUGUCCUCCCAUGUCCCCCGACUAACAUGACACGGGCCUUGUCCAAGCCUGCACCGACACGGCUGGUGUUGGAGAACCGCAGCGGGGACAGGUUUCAAGAUUCUUACGCCCACAGCCAAGUCCUGCCUCCAUCUUCGUCAUCGUCGUGUUGCUCCUCAGUGGGAGGAAACAAUGGGAGGCGUGAAGAGAGGGGGGCCAUGAUUGCACCUGGGAACGGGGAAGCACCAGUUGAGGAAGAGGAGGACAGCUGGUUAGGGGUAGCGUCUGUGGGGGAAGACGUUGAGCCAGAAGAGCAGGAAGCAGAGUCCACAGAGGUGGACAGCGCAGACCCCUCCCACACUCGUCAGAUUCCACCUUCCUCUUCCUCGGUCACUCCCCCACCUGGCUCAAAAGGUAACGGUACGCCCAACUCCUCUAAAAACAAACUGAAGAAGCGCUUUUCUCUGCGGAGUGUGGGUCGCAGUGUGCGGGGGAGUGUCCGGGGCAUCCUGCACUGGCGAAGCUCCUCCAGUGACUCCGCCCAGAGCCAGCUGCCCUCCAGCUACAGCUACACUAUGGGUGUGCAGGACGCCAGCUUUGUUUCAACCUCAAAGAGGAACUCUGGUACGCAGCCUCCUACACCCACCUCCUCCAUGCCUGUUUCUCUGUCCAUGCCCCUCUCCCUUCCCCACUCUUCCUCCUCCUCGCUGCCCCCCUCAUCUUCAAGCAGCGCCACCUCUCUGUCUCUUUCGGAAGCUGCCCGGGAUCGGCGGCGGAGCAACGGCGAAGGAGGUGAGAAGGAAAAGUGGAGCCAUCGUCUGGAGAAACUCAGACUGUCACGAUCCCCUCCUCCCGUCCUCACCCCCACCGCCGGCUCUCACUCCGCCUCCUCCACGCUGCCUCCGAGCAGUGCCGCCGCCGCCGCCAUGGGACCUCCGAGGAAGGUGGGCCGGCUGGUGCGGGAGGGCGGGGUGAGCGUUAGUUCAUCCAGCGACGAGUUAAGUGCAAGCCACGGCUUUUCUGGCUUCUCGUUUAGUCUACUGCAUCACGGUACGGACAACAACAACGCUGCCUCAGCUUCACCCGCUGCUGCUCAGGCAGGUCCAGUGCAGCCUCUGGCCAGCGGAGGGAACGUGCCCUGGAGAGGAGGACGCUGGCAUAAAUGUCGUCUGGUCCUCAGAGAGAGAGACCGAGAAGGUGGUGAGCGGGGAGAGGAGUACUACUUGGAAUUCUUCAUUCCACCUAAAUCAUCAAAGCCCCGGCUGACUGUCCCUUGCUGCUCAAUUGUGGAUGUGAGGAGCACCACAGCGCUGGAGGUCCCCGACAAGGAGAACACCUUUCUGCUGCAGCUGGAAGGGGCGGCGCAGUAUGUGAUCGAGACACGUGACGCUGUACAGAUGAGAGCCUGGCUGAGUGACAUCAGGAACGGCAUCUGUCUCAGUGAACAGGAAGAUGCUGAAGGUGUGUGUGGGGGGCCGCUGGACAUCAGUGGGACACCUGAGAUUGUUGACCGUCUUUCACAAGUGUGUUAUGGAGGUAUCGGAGGCUCCUCGCCUCUGAUGGAUCCUCUCCCGCCGGAGCUGCCACCUCGAGCCCCCCUCGAUGAACCAGACAGGAUUCUCGGAGGCGGGGCUAGUCUGGGCACACCUUUUGCUGAGACGCCAGACGCCACAGGGUCCUUCCUGUUCUCGGAGACGACCGUUGCAGAGACGGUGGAGCACCCGCUCAGCGAGUGCCAGUGGUUCCACGGCACGCUGUCCCGUCUCAAAGCUGCUCAGCUGGUGUUGGCUGGAGGCCCGGCGAGCCACGGUGUCUUCCUGGUUCGCCAGAGCGAGACACGGCGCGGAGAAUAUGUCCUCACCUUUAACUUCCAGGGCAAGGCCAAGCACCUCCGUCUGUCCCUGAACGAGGACGGUCAGUGCCGAGUGCAGCACCUUUGGUUCCAGUCCAUCUUUGACAUGCUGGAGCACUUCCGGGUGCACCCGAUCCCCCUGGAGUCCGGCGGCGCCUCAGACGUCACGCUCAUCAGCUUCGUGGGUGCCACUGCUGUUCGCCAGCCAGGCCGGGACAGGGCAGGCAGUCGGCCUACAGUCUGUGAUGUCAUCACCACGCGCCAUCCUGACUCUCCAUCAACCCCCAUCUCUGACUGUGUACUUGACCAGCAGACCCCGUAGCCCUCCUCAGCCUCCUCCCCUGCCGCCGGGCCGCCCGCCGCCCCCGACUCCUCCCCAGGAGAGAGGAAACGAGACGGAGGUGGGAGGAGGGGGAGGAGGAGGAGGAGCAGCUGUGGUGACAAUGGCAACGACAGGAGGAGGAGGAGGAGGAAGUGGAGGCAGCGGAGGUGGUAGUGGAGGAGGAGUGGAGGACUGGGAGGAGAGGGACAGGGACACUCCUCUCCGCCAACUAGAAGCUGUGGAGGGAGAAGAGAGGGACGGAGCGAGGGCACCCCGAGCCAUCGAUAACCAGUACUCCUUCUUCUGAUAAAGGGAAGGCCAUGAGGGGGAGGAGUGUGUGUGUGUGUGUGUGUGUCCGACAGAGUGUGUGUGAGCGAACGUGAGAUUGGAUGAGGCGGCGUACAUCAUAGCCAUUCAUAACCAGUAUUUUUAUUUUGUUAGCAAGCUGGAGGAGAAGAGGAGGAGGAGGAGGAGGAGGAGGAGGUGGUGUAAAAGUACUAACACUAUACGAGAGAGAGAGAGAGAGAAGACUAAGCAGACGGAGAGACGGGUGAGAGCAGCUUUACAACACUAACUAGCGGUACAUUUCUUUAAUUUUUUUUAGUCAGAUAAGCUUUUGUUUUUGCCGGUACGCCUCGCAGCAGGCUCUUUCUCGGACGUGCAAGUGAACAGCAGUGAGAGCUUGAGCCCUGUGGAGCCAGCAGUCCCAAUACCUCACAGUGGUCCUGCCAAGACGGCACACGCUAGCCAGAGGCCGAACGUACUCUACAGACAUUUGCACUGUGGCAAGUAGACCCAAGACAUUACACUCUUACUGGAACGGAGCCGACGUCACAGCGAGCUCCAAUUUAAAAAAAAACAUUAUACUGGCUUUAAAGGUUCUGCAUGUAGCGUAUUAACAGCAUUAACACACUGACAUCAGAACACAGUUACAGGAGCUACGAGACCAAACCGAAAUGUGAAUUUAAAAUCAGCAACACGAUAUGUUGUCGAAUGUAUAAUAAUAAUAAUAAUAAUACUAACACUAAUGACACGAUGUUUGAUUUUUAGAUGCGUUUCCUGAUUCAGUUUUUAGUCAGGUUGGAGAUACUGGAGCCUGCCAAAAAAAAAACUAUUUUCUUGUAACUAGGAGGGAGACUUUGACCUCCGUUCACACUGAGCCACUUCGUGCGUCUUCGGCGGAUCUGAUAUCAAAAAAAUCCCGGUGUAAAUGCAACCAAGAAGCAUCGCAGACGGAUGUUCAACAGGUAUAAAUGUAAGACCCAAAGGGAGUCUUUACUCCUUCCAAGUGUAACUGUCCGUAAGCGAUCUGUGGAGGUCGCCUCUACAGCGCGUUAUGCCGAAUCCUGUGACCCGUCAGAUUCUGUAUCGCCACUGUAAAUCUUUUAUCACACUUUAUUUCGAUAGGUAGGCCUACUGGCAAACAUGGCGCCCCUAUAGUAUUUAGUAUUUAGCUGUGUAAUAUUCAGAUGUGAGAUAUAAGAACAUUUGGAUAUGUGUACAGUUUGUGCACAAACUGUAGUGUACAGGUUUUUCUGUAGAGCAGUAACACCUCACCUGACGGUGUCUGGUCGACGCUUCGGUCUUUUUCAUGUUGUCGCGUUCUGAUUAAAUAUUACGCUGGCGCCAUGUUUGGUAACAGCUGUCACAGUAAAGCGUGUUAGAGGUUGCAGUGGCAGUAUAGCAGAAACUCUUAUCGUUUGACAGAAUCACAGAAACGCUGAAAUCAGCCGUUGUUCUCCUUGUCGCGAUCUCAGCACGUACGAUCGUACAGAAGGCAUAACACGGUGUCGUUGUGGCGCCGGUUUGAUUCCAGUACCUGAUACAAAAUCAAGGUGAAAGUCGUCAUGAUGGCAAAACUUUAAAAAGAAGGUGCAGGUUGAAAAUAAUUUAUUAUUGGUACCACUUUCUAAUAAUGCACCUCUUAUAACAGGUUUAUAAGUACUAACUGGCUUUAUUAAUGCGUUAUGAAUUGUUUACUAAGGCUGUUUAAAGCUAUUAGUAAUAAUAACUACUUUUGGGUUGCCAGGUCUUGUUUCUGUUUGGUAAUAAUGCAGUUAUAAAUUAUAAAUGUUGGCCAUCCAUUAAUAAAUGCUCAUGGUUUUCUCACUUUCUAAUAAGUCAUAUAAAACAAUAUUAAAUGCUUUAUUAACUAUCAAUAAAGCCAUUAGUUACAACUUAUAACCCAUUUAUAAAGGGUGCCUUAAUUAAAAGUUGUACCAAAAGAGUAAACACCAGCCAAUGGGAUUUUUCACAACCUGGCAACUCAAAUGUUUUUAUUAAUGUUUGUAAGUGAUCUAUACAACUGAUCUGUGGGUCAUCAGUAAAGACAGAACAAGCAAAACCGAUUUAGUCGAUUAUUCGACAGAAGGAAAAUUAAGCUGCAACGAUUUUGAUAAUCAAAUAAUAGUUUAUCAAGCAAUAAUAAGCUAAACGUUUGUUGGUUCCAGUUUCUGAAAUGUGAGAAUUUGCUGCUUUUCUUUGUUUUACGUGAUUGUAAACUUAAAUAUAUCUUUUGGGUUUUAGACUUUGCCUAAAACAAGCAAUUUGAAGACUUCUACUACAGCUCUGGGAGAUUUUAAAUGGGCCUUUUUGUUUUACACUCUUCUGGCAUUUGAUAGACUAAAUUAUUUAUAAAAAAAAAAAAAAAAAAAGCCCACAAAUGUGUAUUUUAGCAGAACGAGUGUGGGCAGACUAAAAUGUUGAAAUUAGGCUUUUAAAAAGGGAUAUUUUCUGUACUGAAUGCGUGAUGAAAGACUCUAAUAGUGUAUAAAAGCCCCUUAAAGAACACGUUUGCCAGCGCACAAGGCAGCAUUAAAUGGACGGAUUUUUCAAUGGAGUCUGGUUUGAGGUUGUCUCAACGCAGCGGAGAAUGUAAUAUCUCGGGUCUAAGUGGCACAUGGACGAGAGCAGGCGGGAAACAUUUACCUCAGACACUCAGCAGCAUCGCUCGGUAUAUACUGUACGUCUCUCUUUCUCUCUCUGUUACUCUCUGACACAACAAACUAAGCUGAACUGGGAGAGAUGUGUUUUCUUUCAGAGAGAAAUUAUUGAUGAUACCAAUAACAAUAAUAUUGAUGGAAAUAAUAAUAAUGACGGUCAGAAUAAUAGAAUUAAUUUUAUUUGUUUUUAGGACACUUUUUUAUUUUUGUUUAUUUUGUAUGCUUACUCCAUGUACGUGUAACAUUCGUUCCGACUCCGAAUCUUGUAAUUGAGUUGAAAAUGUGUUUGUGCCUUUUUUUUAUUUUUAAUUUUUGGGAUAAAAAGAAGGAAACAAAAAAAAAAAUAUAUAUAUAUAUAUAUAUAUAUAUAAGAUUUGCUAUAAUGCCUCAUUCUCAAGGCUACAGUAUCCUCACUCUCUUUCAUGCUGUCUUCUCCUCCUCAAGCUCAUCCUCCAUUCAUCUUAAAAAGAAAAUAUACAAUUAGCAGAAAAUGUCGAUGAGAAUACCUACUUUUUCUACUUGUGCCUUUCUGUGUCUGUCGUCUCGCCAUCGGCCUCUGCCUGCAUUCGUGUCGCUCUGUCUUCGUUCACGUUUCGGUUCAGAGCUUGCCUGUUUCUUUAUGCCGCCACAUAACCUACCCAGUCAUUUCUCCCGCUCUUUUCUUUGCUCAUGUAUUUGUCUAUAUGCGCCCCCCCCCCUCCCCAAAAAUCAUCAUGUUCUGUGUCCUUUUCUCAGUUUCAAAACUCUUUGUGCCUUUCUCUGUCUCUUUUCUCUCUUUGCUGGGACCGUGUUUUGAGGGCGGGCAGUGUUGUCUGUCCCACCUUGUGUGGUUAGUUUCAGGUACUACAUUGAAUUUAAUGAUAUAAUAUAAAUAUAGUGAAACAUA
Siniperca chuatsi (mandarin fish) is the source of this 7231-nucleotide messenger RNA. RefSeq names its product SH2B adaptor protein 1 (gene sh2b1). The transcript has 10 exons. NCBI's taxonomy places the organism in Eukaryota, Metazoa, Chordata, Actinopteri, Centrarchiformes, Sinipercidae. The record is from RefSeq and is a predicted model, not a curated record. Gene Ontology annotation, molecular function: transmembrane receptor protein tyrosine kinase adaptor activity. Gene Ontology annotation, biological process: intracellular signal transduction. Gene Ontology annotation, cellular component: plasma membrane. Bases 752 to 3403 code for a protein of 883 amino acids.